Molecule: messenger RNA, 1440 nt
Organism: Gadus chalcogrammus (walleye pollock)
Lineage: Eukaryota; Metazoa; Chordata; Actinopteri; Gadiformes; Gadidae
Gene: tomm6
Product: translocase of outer mitochondrial membrane 6 homolog (yeast)
Exons: 3
Coding region: 58-258 (66 amino acids)
Cellular component (GO): mitochondrial outer membrane translocase complex
Source: RefSeq, a predicted model, not a curated record
UACUACAUACAGACAUCUGUUCCGCUGUUUGGGUUUAACUUUGGGACGCAGGGCAAGAUGAGUAGUGGAGCGAACAAAAAAGGACCUUCGGGACCGUCGGCGGUUGUUGAAUGGGUCUCUACAGCGUUUCGAUUCGCAACAGACAGAAACGAUUUCCGAAGGAAUCUGCUGGUAAAUUUUGGGUUGUUUGCAGCCGGUGUUUGGGUCGCCAGGAAUCUGUCAGAUUUUGAUCUGAUGUCCCCUCAGCCUCCAGUUUAGUUCAGCACACAUAACCAGGAGGACUGCGUGCCGUGGAACAAAUGGAAUCAGCAAAAAAUCGGGAAAUAAUGUUCUUGCAUUAACGAUGAACAAAAACAAUAAAUAAUUAGACGUGGUUUUAGUAUUGUAACACUUGUUAUUGUAUGUCUCUGGAACUUAUCUUUAGUUCAACCAACAAUGAUUUAAUUUGCAUUUCUAUUAUUUGUUGAUUGGAUAUUUAAAAAUAAGUGGCUUUUUUUUAAAUAUUAAACAGUAUUGUUAAAACAUUCCUGUAUUGGUGGCGAAGCAUCUUUUAGCUUGAAAAAACAACUUCAUUUGAUAUGCGUAAUGUCUAAUGAAAGGCCUUUUUCUGUGGCUGCAUGCAAAUGGUUAUCUGUUGGAAAGAAGUCGAUUUGUGGGUCUCUGAGUAUAGAAUUAGGUGUUCAGGUCUUGGCUGUUGAUUUGGGCUUAAAACCAGCCCUGCUUUAUGACAUCAACUGUGCUACUGCAGAUCAAGUACAGCAGUACUUAUGUACACUGCAAUCUAACAGUUUGGUGUCCAAGUCUCUUAUCACGGUGGACAUUAAUGGCAAUGUCCUUAUUGUUAAUCCAGAUAUGAUGAUGGAACACCUCAAGCAGCUGCUUAUUAGUAGUUAUGUGUCGGUGAUUGAUGUCAGUCACACAUUGGAAAAGCCACAUAUUACCGAGCCGCUGAGCGGAGAUCUGAGGAGCAUGCUGCAAGAGUUAAUGUCAGUUUUACAAACACACGUACAGUCACCCAAUAAAGACCAGCCUCUCUUAGUGGGAGAUGAAGCUGGAAAGUGGAACUUGUGCACCCUCUUUGGGAUUCUACUGGGCUUUCCGUGUACGUACUGGUUUGAUCAGGGCAAAAGCUUUGAGAACUGCCUGGCAAUGACGCCUUUGAUGGUGUUUAAAGCUUCAGUUUCAUGGCAAACAGAAACUGCAGGACAUGCGUGUUGCCUUUAUUCCUUCAGCACCCCAGUUCUCCUGCACAACGAGACUCAGGCCAGCCUGGACCACUGGAGCCGGGGACUAACGGAAAGAUUUCAACAGCAAUCCCUUCUAAGUAAUCUUAGUAUAACGCAAUCUCGUGUUACGUUGCGUUCGGUCUGUCUUUAAAGCCACCACUGAUGUUACAGCUUUACUGAAAUUUAAACUAGGUUUACAGUCGUGAAUAAACAA